AUGAUAAAAUCGAUUAUUUUAUUCCUCGCAGCAUUUUAUCCACAAAUGACAGCAUUAAGAAUAAACGAUUAUCCAUGGACUUAUGAUAACGACCUUUUUGGAGGACCCGACUUUUGGGGUCUAUUGAGUAAGAAGUGGAAAAUGUGUGCAAAAGGUAAAAUGCAAUCACCGAUAAACAUCAAACCGGCAUCAAUUUUAUUCGAUCCGUUAUUAAAUGAUAUUAAAAUUGAUGAAAUAUCGACAACAGCUGAAAUGAUGAACAUAGGUCAAAUGCCACGAUUGCGAGUACUUUAUAAUACUCAUUCUUCUGCUGUAAACAUUACCGGUGGACCGUUGCAUCCUUACAAGUAUCGUUUACAAAGGAUCGAUUUUCAUUAUUCAAAUGAUGAUAUGACAGGUUCAGAGCAUGCUAUCAAUUCGAGAAAUUUCCCGAUGGAGAUUCAACUAAUAACGUAUAACACUGAUUUAUAUAAUAAUUUUACAACAGCUUUAACAUUACCACGUGGAAUCGCCGCUGUUUCAAUUAUCGUUUUGAUUGAUAAGCACACCAAUGAAGAGCUAUUGAAAAUCACUCAAUCUAUUGAGAAAGUUUCUUUCAGAAAGAAACGAAUUACAUUGCAUAAAUUGAAAAUAUGGAAAUUAUUUCCAACUUUAAUUGAUUAUGUGACAUAUGAAGGAUCGAUGACAUCACCUGGUUGUUAUGAAACGGUCACUUGGGUUAUACUUAAUCAUCCAAUUCAUAUCACUCAAACAAAUUUAAACAAAUGGCGAAAACUACAGCGAACCAUUGUGGAAGAGAAAGAGCCUCAAUAUGUGGCACCCAAUUUUAGGCCACUACAACAUUCUUAUGGACGAUUAAUUCGAACUAAUAUUAUUAGCAGAAAUGCCAGUAUGGAAUGUAAGCAUCAUAUUCCGGUUUCACGAUAUCGCUCAAAUUUAGGACGAACUUGA
Molecule: messenger RNA, 951 nt
Organism: Cercopithifilaria johnstoni
Lineage: Eukaryota; Metazoa; Nematoda; Chromadorea; Rhabditida; Onchocercidae
Source: the annotation of a GenBank genome assembly